Messenger RNA from Momordica charantia (bitter melon), 1672 nucleotides. RefSeq names its product F-box family protein. NCBI's taxonomy places the organism in Eukaryota, Viridiplantae, Streptophyta, Magnoliopsida, Cucurbitales, Cucurbitaceae. The record is from RefSeq and is a predicted model, not a curated record. Gene Ontology annotation, molecular function: protein binding.
GCAAGGGGAGCUACUUUGUGUAAAGUAAUAAAGAAAAUAUCUCGUUGUGGUUUAUCUAUUGAAAAUUUUACCACUCAUUAUUUUUGGUGAGAAUCCAACUAUUUUGCAAAUAAUAAUCCAGUGAAAACGAGUGUUGCAGACGUCGCCACGGAAGUUUGGAAGAUGGAAGGAAGUCAAAUUUGCGAAGCUUACACAACAAGCUCCAAAUUGAAAGCGUCUCUUACUCUUAGCUUCCUCUGCAAUCUUUCACCAUUCCAUUUUCUUCAAAUCCUCCACACCAGUGGUGCAAGAACAACCCUCAAAAUGCUCUGCAACAAAGCUCCCAAAAUCCUCCCAGGCUUCGCCGCGGAAUCGGUUAUCAGCGACCAAGAUCUCUUGCUCCUGAUUCUUCUUCGCUUGCCCAUCCGAUCGCUUCUCAAAUUCAAAUCCGUCUCCAAACGAUGGCUCUCCCUAAUCUCCAAUCCUCAUUUCUCGCAUCGCCGGAGCUCUUCUCAUCCGCCCGCUCCUUCAGGUAUCUUCUUGCCCCGUCCCUGCCCUAAUUUCUCCCCCGAAUACGACUUCCUCAGUCUCAGCACGAAUUCGCCUAGGGCUCCGUUCGAAUCGAUUGAUUUCACCGAGCGGAAACAAGGAACAGGAACCGUACAGAUCCUGCAAUCCUGUAAUGGCUUGAUUUUGUGCGGCAGUACCAAUCGCAACCACUCGAGGAGAGAUUAUUACGUUUGCAAUCCAACAACGAAGCAAUUCACCACGCUUCCCGAGCUUCGAACCGGAACAAUUUUCGGUCUGAAUCUAGCAUUUGAUCCUUCGCGAUCGUCAAAUUACAAAGUGGUUUGCGUUCGAGACUCCGAUUCCUUCGCAAACAACUACCAAAUCGAGAUUUACUCGUCUCGGACCGGCCCCUGGAGGCCCUGCCAGGGCGUAUUCGCGGCCCCAAUCAGCAUGAGAUUCCACGACGGAGUGUACUGGAACGGAGCUGUUCAUUGGAUCAGCACUUGGGAAAACUGCCUCUACUUCGAUCUGCGCGAAGAGAGACUCCACGAAUUGCCAAUGCCUCGAGUUCCUGAUGGCUGGGAAGAAAGAAGAACCGUGUAUGCCGGAAAUUGUGGAGGCCGUCUUCGCCUGAUUGAAGUUUACGAUCCUCGAGGUUUACAGUUCAACGUGUACGAGAUGGAAGAUGAUCGUUCCGGGUGGUUCGUGAAGUAUCGGAUCGAUCUUCACUGCGUUUCGGCUGCAUUUCCAGAAGUGAUUUGUUCCGAAGAGAACUUGGAAUUGGGUUUGUUCCCCAAGUUCUCGGUUCUCGCCAUUAUUGAUCGAAGUGAGGGAGAUGAAGAAUCGUAUCUUGUUGUGCAGAUUCUUGGAAAAGUUUUGAGAGUGAAUGUUGAGAGUGGAAGAUUUGAAAGGCUGGGACUGGGAGAACAAAACAAGGGCGGAGAAACCGGGGCCGUUUAUCCUAUUAUUGAGUUUGGACACAACGAUGCAUAUUUGUUCAUCGAGAGUCUUGCGUGUGUUUAGGAAUAAUUACGAACAAAUUCUGUAAAAGAAACGAAUUGAAUUUGGUUAAGCUAAAGAUCGGCCAACUUGUCAGGCUAAAUUACCAUAAAAACCCUUUAUAUCACACAUCGUGACAGUUAAUAUGAAAUGAAAAUGGAGGAAACGUGAAAUAAGCUAUCCA